This is a messenger RNA of Parnassius apollo (apollo), 444 nucleotides long. NCBI's taxonomy places the organism in Eukaryota, Metazoa, Arthropoda, Insecta, Lepidoptera, Papilionidae. The record is from the annotation of a GenBank genome assembly.
AUGAAAAAGGGACAAUCGGAAGGCUGCCCAGUACCAGAGGGAAAAGAUGAUGAGGAUGAUGAAGAAGCUGCUCCUACGACUUCUAAAGUUAUUACUGGAAACAAAAAAACUAAUGUCCCGCCGAUUCAAGCGUAUGUUGAUAAAGCAUUAAUAAAAACACUGAACAAGGAAAAUACGAUAGAUGAAGAUUUAAACUUUGCUUUAUCUCUUGUACCCUCAUUGAAGGAUUUAACCGCAGUAGAAAAACUUGACGCUAAGAUCACUAUUCUUUCAAUUUUUAAACAAAUAAGACAAGCCGGACGUAUUAAGGCUACUUCUCAAUCAAGAGUACAACAACACAGUUACAACGUAUUGCAACAACCUACGUACUCGUACUCUUUUCCUGUGUAUCAACAAUUGCAAACAUUUCAGACCGUACCCAGUCCUAUACCAUCUGCCAAUUAG